CUCAAAGAAGCGAUGUCCGCUUGGGGCUUGGUGGAAGAAAGACUUGUGUGCAUCACAACGGACAACGCAGCUAAUAUGAUUAGGGCAGCAUCUGUGAAUAACUGGCCGAGGCUACACUGCUUUGGUCACAGACUUCAUUUAGCCAUCGAGAAUGCCAUGAAGGAUCCAAGAAUUGACCGGGCUGUGGGGCUCUGUAAAAAGUUGGUGAGCUCCUUCUCUUACAGCUGGAAGCGUAAAAGAGAGUUUUUAGCUGCACAAAAGGAGAUGAAACUCCCAGAGCACUCAUUGAAAACAGAGUGUCCAACAAGGUGGGGAUCACGUCAGGCCAUGAUAGAGAGAAUCAUCGAGCAGCAAAAGGCCAUUGCACAUGUCCUGUCCUCUGACAAGAAGUCUCGUCAUCUUAUCCCAACAUGGCAGGACAUGGAUGUACUAGAGGCAAUCAACAAAUCCUUGCACCCUCUAGUUAAUUUUACAGAUGCACUGUCUGGCGAGAAGUACGUCAGCGUGUCAUUUGUUAAGCCAGUUCUUCAUCUUUUCAACGCAUCAAUCUUGAAAGUUAAGGAUGAUGAUACUGACCUGUCAAGAGCAAUCAAGUCUAAAAUUUUGGAGUACCUAAACGAAAAAUACAGUGACCCUGACAUCCAAGCUCUACUGGACAUGGCAUCUACGGUGGAUCCACGAUUUAAGAUGAGAUACACAGCUGAGGACAACAAAACAACAAUUCAAUCCAGACUCAAAGCUGAGAUGCAGACUUUGGCAAUGAUGGUGCCACCCCAAGAAACAGCACAAGAGACCAGCGAGGAGGAUGCUGAAGCUGGAUGUGCCCCAAAGAAAAAGAUGACUUUAGGAAGCUACUUUAAAACUGCUGAACAAGCCUUGCCACCUAACAACCAGAAAUCCAGUGUAGCCUGUGAGCUGGAAUCUUACUUGCAGUCAAGCUACCUGGAUAGUGAGGGGGACCCAUUAAAAUGGUGGAAAGAACAUGAAAAGAUCUACCCAAGGCUUUCAAAAGUGGCAAAAAAAUACUUGUGCAUACCAGCCACAAGCUCUCCUUCAGAGAGGGCUUUUAGUUCCGGUGGAAAUGUAGUUACUUGCUUGCGGUCUUCCCUAAAGCCCGAUCAAGUUGACAGGCUUGUGGUCUUAGCCAAAAAUCUGUAACAUGUUGUAAAAACUUUUUAUUCUUAUUUGAUUUUAUUACAAGUUGAUGUAAAAGAGGCAGUUUAAUUUUAUUUAUUUACCACAGCUAAGAAAAACUCUCCAUUCUAAACAUGUUCGGUUUGUUUAUUUUUCUUUAUUUGUGGCUGUAAAGUGCAAUAAGAAUACACAAGUGAAUAAAAGUUCAUUACCAAAGGAAUAAUCGUCAUUAUUAAUCGUGAUAAAAAUUUUGAGCAAAAUAAUCGUGAUAAUCAUUUUUUCUGUUAUCGUGCAGCCCUAU
Messenger RNA from Erpetoichthys calabaricus (reedfish), 1435 nucleotides. Its product is annotated as E3 SUMO-protein ligase ZBED1-like. The coding region runs from base 13 to 1158 and encodes 381 amino acids. The transcript is spliced from 3 exons. NCBI's taxonomy places the organism in Eukaryota, Metazoa, Chordata, Cladistia, Polypteriformes, Polypteridae. The record is from RefSeq and is a predicted model, not a curated record. Gene Ontology annotation, molecular function: protein dimerization activity.